Canis lupus familiaris (dog) is the source of this 3849-nucleotide messenger RNA. RefSeq names its product complement C7 (gene C7). The transcript is spliced from 18 exons. Gene Ontology annotation, molecular function: protein binding. NCBI's taxonomy places the organism in Eukaryota, Metazoa, Chordata, Mammalia, Carnivora, Canidae. Gene Ontology annotation, cellular component: membrane attack complex. The record is from RefSeq and is a predicted model, not a curated record. The coding region runs from base 214 to 2805 and encodes 863 amino acids. Gene Ontology annotation, biological process: immune response.
AGGGGCAGGCUCUUGGUGUCCCCAGAGAAUCUGGUUGGGGUAGGAGCUAAGUCUUAGAACCACUUGCUCUGUUUAUGAGUGCCAAGUUAAUCCCCAGCAUAGAGAGAGAGAGAGAGAGGGAGCAGGCUGCUGGGCUCUUCCUGCUGUUGAAAAUUCACUGGGCACUCACUGGAAGUUUUCUUCCUUUCUUCUGCCCUGAAUGUUUUUCCAAACAUGAAGGUAAUAACUUUGUUCAUCUUGGUGGGAUUUACAGGAGAUUUCCAAAUUUUUUCAAGAGCUGCCUCUCCAGUCAAUUGCCAGUGGGAUACCUAUGCCCCAUGGUCAGAAUGCAACGGGUGUACCAAGACUCAGACUCACAGGAGGUCAGUUGCUGUUUAUGGGCAGUAUGGCGGCCAUCCUUGUGUUGGAAGUGCAUUUGAAACACAACCGUGUGAACCUACACGAGGAUGUCCGACAGAAGAGGGAUGUGGAGAGCGUUUCAGGUGUUUCUCAGGCCAGUGCAUCAGCAAAUCUUUGGUUUGCAAUGGGGAUUCUGACUGUGAAGAGGAUAGUGCUGAUGAAGACAAAUGUGAGGACUCAGAAAGUAGACCUUCCUGUGACCUUGAUCAACCUCCUCCCAACAUAGAACUUACUGGAAAUGGUUACAAUGAACUCACUGGCCAGUUUAAGAACAAAGUCAUCAACACUAAAAGUUUUGGUGGUCAAUGCAGAAAAGUAUUUAGUGGGGAUGGAAAUUUUUUCUAUAGACUGAGUGGAAAUAUCCUUUCCUAUACAUUCCAGGUGAAAAUAAAUAAUGAUUUUAAUUAUGAAUUUUACAACAGUAGUUGGUCUUAUGUAAAACAUACCUCAGCUGAAUAUACAUCAUCUAGUAAGAAAUCCUCCUUGUUCAGUUCUUCAUCAUCUUCGUCAUAUAAUCGUAUUUCACAUACCAGUAAAACCCACGAGAACAAGAAUCAUCAGUUGCUGAUUGUCCAGAACACUGUGGAAGUGGCUCAGUUUGUCAAUAAUAAUCCGGAAUUUUUACACCUUGCUGAACCGUUCUGGAAGGAACUCUCCCUCCUUCCCCCUCUAUAUGAUUACAGUGCCUACCGAAGAUUAAUUGACCAGUAUGGGACACAUUAUCUGCAGUCUGGGUCCCUAGGAGGAGAGUACAAAGUUGUAUUUUAUGUAGACUCGCGUAAACUCAAACAAAGAGGUCUUGGUUCAGUAGAUAUGAAGGAAUGUGCUGCCUCAACGUUCAAUUUUUUAUUUUAUGCAUCAUCAGAGAACAAAUGCAAAGAUCUGGAAGACGUCUUAAAAUCAGAUUCAGGAACUCAGGGCAAUAUGGUGCGAGGGGACCCGUAUGUCAGGGGCGGGAGUUUAGACUUCGUGGCUGGCCUCAGUAAGCUGCAGCUGGACAAUCCUGCUGGAAACAAAGGGCGGUAUGCUUCCUGGGCAGAAUCUGUGACUCGUCUUCCCCAAGUCAUAAAACAAAAGCUGACUCCUUUGUAUGAGCUGGUAAAGGAAGUACCUUGUGCCUCCGUGAAAAGACUAUACCUGAAGCGAGCUCUCGAGGAAUAUCUGGAUGAAUUUGACCCCUGCCAUUGUCGACCUUGCCAAAAUGGUGGCAUUGCCACCGUUGAGGGGACCCAAUGUCAGUGCCAUUGCAAACCAUAUACAUUUGGUGUGGCUUGUGAGCAAGGAUUCCUUGUAGGAAAUGAAGCAGGAGGGGUGGAUGGGGGUUGGAAUUGCUGGUCCUCUUGGACCCCCUGCGUUCAAGGGAAGAAAACAAGGCGCCGAGAAUGCAAUAACCCACCACCCAGUGAGGGUGGGCAAUCCUGUAUUGGAGAACCACGGGAAAGCAGCCCCUGUGAGGAUGAGGAGCUGCAGCAUUUGAGAUUGAUUGAACCACAUUGUUUUCCUUUGUCUUUGGUUCCAAAAGAAUUCUGUCCAUCACCUCCUGCCUUGAAAGAUGGAUUUGUUCAAGAUAAAGGUGCCAUGUUUCCUGUUGGGACUAAUGUAGUAUACACUUGCAAUGAAGGAUAUUCUCUUAUUGGAGAUCCUGUAGCCAGAUGUGGAGAUGAUUUACAGUGGCUUGUUGGGGAAAUGCGUUGUCAAAAAAUUGCCUGCGUUCUACCUCCAUUGAAGGAUGGCAUACAGAGUCAUCCCCACAAACCUUUCUAUGGAGUUGGUGAAAAGGUGACCAUUUCCUGUUCAGGUGGCAUGUCCUUAGAAGGUCCUUCAGCGUUUCUCUGUGGAUCCAGCCUUAAGUGGAGUCCUGAUAUGAAGAACGUUCAGUGUGUGAAAAAAGAUGCUCCUUUGAUACCAGCAGGGCCUAAAUGUCAGCGCUGGGAGAAACUGCAGAAUUCAAGAUGUGUUUGUAAAAUGCCCUAUGAAUGUGGGUCCUCCUUGGAUGUAUGUGCUCGAGAUGAGAGAAGCAAAAGGAUACUGCCUCUGACAGUGUGCAAGAUGCAUGUUCUCCACUGUCAGGGCCGAAAUUACACCCUUGCUGGUAGCGACAGCUGUACUCUGCCGGCCGCCACCGAGAAAGCUUGCGGGGCCUGUCCACUCUGGGGAAAAUGUGAUGCCGCGAGCGGCCGAUGCGUCUGCCGGGAAGCCUCCGAGUGCGAGGCCGAGGACGGCGGCUCUGCGGUGUGCGCGCAGGUGGACGGCGCCCUGCAGACCCUGAGCGAGUGCGCGGCGGGCGCGCUCCGGUGCCGCGGCCAGAGCGUCACGGUCACGGGCACGCGGCCCUGCACGGCCAACCCGCGGGAGCCGCCCCCACGCCCCGCCCACCCCGAGCCGUUUGCUCCGCCCCUUCGUUAGGAUGCCCGCCCGCGGGGGAUGCCAGGAUCGAGUCCCGCGUCCGGCUCCCUGCGUGGAGCCUGCUUCUCCCUCUGCCUGUGUCUCUGCCUCUCUCUCUCUCUCUCUGUCUCUCAUGAAUGAAUAAAUAAAAUCUUUAAAAAAUAUAAAAUCUUAAAAAAAAAAAAAGCCAGUCUGCGCGAGCAGCACACCUGACCCCUUGCACGAACCGUGUGCUCUUGGACGAACUGCUAAUGUGUCUGAACCGUGACUCUUUAAAAUCUGAAAAUUAGGGGCUUAGCCCAGAGGAAGGCGACUAACCCCGCCCUUUGAUUCCCUCGAGUAUGACUGACCCCACCCAUGAUCGACCCCACCCAUCGGGGGGCCCGAACACCCAGUCUGUACACAUGGAUCAGGAAAACUGGAAGGUCAGAGAGGUUGGCUUGCUUCUCCCAGUGAAGCUGAAUAAGGCAAAGGGCACCUUGAAUGGAAAAAGACAGAUCCGGCACCCACCCCAAGCGGCAACCUCAGCUGCCCGAUGAGGACUCAAGCACCACAUGCAGGGAUCCCUAAAUCUUGUCGGGAGAUGCACCCCCUGAAAAGUCUGAACCACUGUGCUGUAGUCACUGGCGCCUUCUGCCUUCUUGUCUGACGACAAAGACAAUCCCAUCUUCUCUCUCGGACUUUUCUUCAGUAUGUGUCAAGCACAAGAAAUGCAAGUUGCUUGCUUUCUCCCCCUUUUCUUUUGUAGGAGGCAUCAGUUCUGGCCUGAGCUAUUGAGAGAUUGUGUAUUUGACAGAACAGUUUUCUUGCAUAUGAAUACAUGCUUGGAUUAUUCAGGGGGCCAUACAGGUACAUCAAUUGGAGACACUGGCCUUCUAUUUAUUCCUUUUUCAGUGUUUCAUCAAAACAAAAAAGCAGCUGUGGGAGAUGAAAUGAGUGGGCUUAAAUGGAAUUUAAAAUAUGCUUUUAUAUACACAUAAUAUCUGUGUACUUUUCUGGUACUGAUAAAUACAUUUCAACAAAACCUUAGUUAAAAUGACAAUGAUUAAAAUCUCAUUAAAGAUA